This is a messenger RNA of Acanthamoeba castellanii str. Neff, 1041 nucleotides long. RefSeq names its product zinc finger, zz type domain containing protein. NCBI's taxonomy places the organism in Eukaryota, Discosea, Longamoebia, Acanthamoebidae. Gene Ontology annotation, molecular function: zinc ion binding. Bases 1 to 1041 code for a protein of 346 amino acids. The transcript is spliced from 10 exons. The record is from RefSeq and is a predicted model, not a curated record.
AUGGAUUCUGAACUGGCUCUGGCGAUUGCCCUUUCCCUGCAAGAGGAAAAGGAGCGACAACAACAGGCGGCCAAGGUAGCGGAGUGGCCGCCUCUGUUCGAAGUGCAAUGCUGCCGGACGUCCUUCUUCAGCCUCACCGCGCUCGAGGCGAAGACAACGCCCGCCGAGGAGGACAUCAAGACAACUACCGAGAGCGCACCAUCGCUGCCGCCCAAGCGAACCAGGCACGACAUCAACGUGGGACCCAGUAGGGGUCGGAGCUUGGCCAUCAAGCCGACGGUGGGCACCUUUGGGCGCUACCACAACCGGAUGCUCCUCCACUGCGGCCUGGCCGACUCCGCGGGCCGGGUGUACAACUUUGACGAGUCGGGGUGCCACGUCGACAGCGAUUGGCACGAGAGCAUCAGCAUCCCCGUGGCCGCGCCGCACCUGAGCGACGAGCAGUGGGACGCCGAGCUGGACCGACACCACAAAGCGGAGCUGACGUUCAAGGCCUAUCGGCCGUACAAACAGCUGCAGAACAACUGCUACGACUACGUCAUCCGCUUCCUCAAUGGGGUCAAGUUCGAGGGCCGCAAGAACCACCAGAAGGAGGACAUCGUGACACGGUUCAUUCAGGCGCCAAUCGACCUCUUCGAGGGCUAUUUCAGUGUGCGGCAGAAGCUCGACUCGCGGGAGGCGCAGCAGCAGGGCUACAUCAAGCUGGACAGCCUUGUGCAAGGUGGGCCGCGCCACACGUGCGACGGGUGUGGGCAACUGAUCUCCCUCGACGAUACGCGGCACCGCUGCACGGUGUGCAAAGAAUUCGACUUGUGCUCUGGCUGCAAGGACGUCGAGGUGGGACAACACAAGCGCGACCACCCGACACUCGCUGUAGCGGAGAGAGCCCGAUUCACCUGUGAUGGGUGCCGCAACACGAUCACGACUUCCCACCACCGCUGCUUGGAAUGUCCCGACUUUGAUCUCUGCGGCGAGUGCCACUCGACCAAGAAGGGCGUGGGCUCCACCCACACCAAGCACCACCGCACUCUCCGCCUCUAG